Messenger RNA from Uloborus diversus, 948 nucleotides. RefSeq names its product carbonic anhydrase-related protein 10-like. NCBI's taxonomy places the organism in Eukaryota, Metazoa, Arthropoda, Arachnida, Araneae, Uloboridae. The transcript has 6 exons. Gene Ontology annotation, molecular function: carbonate dehydratase activity; zinc ion binding. The coding region runs from base 151 to 948 and encodes 265 amino acids. The record is from RefSeq and is a predicted model, not a curated record.
CAGCUUAGUAUUUGGUGUGAACGGGAUAAAUUUGAAAAGACGUUUUAAAAAAGCAUGCGUUAAAACUUUAUGUGGAACAUUCUUAAUUGCUUUUUUGGCAAUAUUUUAUCGCAUAAAAUAAUUUGAUCAGUUCAUUUAAACGGCUCACAGAUGAAAAAAAGUGAAUUUUACUUAUCGUUUAUGCUGUGGUAUGUUUUCUUCCAAAUUGAUGGCACUACAGGUAACUGGGAAGAAUGGUGGACAUACGAUGGAAUAUCGGGUCCAGAUUUCUGGGGUUUACUAAACCCUGAAUGGAGCUUGUGUACAAAAGGAAGGCGCCAAUCGCCAGUUGAUUUGAAUCCAGAACAAAUUCUCUACGAUCCAUAUCUCAGACCCCUUAACAUCAGCAGUCAUAGGGUGAGUGGAGUGUUGUCGAACACGGGACACAGUGUUGCUUUUCGAGUUUCCAAUUUGCAUCCAAGCAUGCCAAUCAAUAUCAGUGGUGGACCUUUAUCGUACAAAUACAGAUUUCAUGAGCUACAUUUGCAUUAUGGACGCACAGACGACAGAGGAUCUGAACAUACUGUGUCUGGUAGUAAUUUUCCAGGAGAGGAGAAACUAAGUCGAAAUCAGCGAGAACUGCUGGUAGCAUUUUUAGCCACUGCUCUAUUUGAAGCGCCAGUUAGAUCUGCUGCUAAAGCUGUCUUUCAAUACGAUAGAGAAGAACCACUACUGUGCCGCAGCUCAAGGCAGACUACUGUGCAGCAUCAGGAAGUAGAAUCUCUGCUACUACGGUGCGAAAUCGUCAUCACAAUGCAGGUCUAUGUGCAAGACGAUCAGUUAUUUGUGUUCCCCUCAACGGACCGCAGCGAAGGAUCCACAUAUGCUGGACAAGACAACAUGUUUAAUGAACCCAGCAGCAAUAGGCUCUUGUGCCUGUGUUCACAGACGAGUCCAGAUUUACAUUAG